This is a messenger RNA of Oncorhynchus keta (chum salmon), 346 nucleotides long. Its product is annotated as 60S acidic ribosomal protein P1-like. Gene Ontology annotation, biological process: cytoplasmic translation; translational elongation. Bases 2 to 307 code for a protein of 101 amino acids. Gene Ontology annotation, cellular component: cytosolic large ribosomal subunit; ribosome. Gene Ontology annotation, molecular function: structural constituent of ribosome; protein kinase activator activity; ribonucleoprotein complex binding. NCBI's taxonomy places the organism in Eukaryota, Metazoa, Chordata, Actinopteri, Salmoniformes, Salmonidae. The record is from RefSeq and is a predicted model, not a curated record. The transcript has a single exon.
GAUGGCAUCUGUAUCUGAGCUCGCUUGUAUUUACUCUGCCCUCAUCCUCCACGAUGAUAAAGCCACCGUCACAGAGGACAAGGCUGCCAAUGUGACUAUUGAGCCUUUAUGGCCCAGUCUGUUCUCCAAGGCUCUGGCCAGCGUGGACAUUGGCAGCCUGAUCUGCAACAUAGGUGCCGGUGGUGGAACUGCCCCGGCUGCUGUUGGAGGCGCCGCCCCUGCAGCAGACGCACCAGUCAAGGAGGAGAAGAAGGAAGAAUCCGAGGAGGGUUCCAAUGAUGACAUGGGCUUCGGUCUUUUAGACUAAACCAGUUUUUUGUAACUAAUAAAAUCAAAGAAACAGAAA